Messenger RNA from Kalmanozyma brasiliensis GHG001, 1335 nucleotides. RefSeq names its product Zinc finger, RING-type. Lineage: Eukaryota; Fungi; Basidiomycota; Ustilaginomycetes; Ustilaginales. Gene Ontology annotation, molecular function: ubiquitin protein ligase activity; zinc ion binding. The transcript has a single exon. The record is from RefSeq and is a predicted model, not a curated record. Bases 1 to 1335 code for a protein of 444 amino acids.
AUGGACGACGAAGGCUUCGAGGUCAUCGAUGCUGUAGGCCCUGGCCUCAAAGCCAAGGCCAAGGCCAAGGCUAGGGCCCCAGCUACAAAAGCCACUCGGAAGUCGACCAGGACCAAGCUACCCCCGAUUCCGAAAGCUGCCUCACCCUUGCCGCUCACCGAAGCCCUCGGCCUCAACGCAAAUCACCCGAGCAGGCGCACUGUGACCGGCAGCCUCAAGAGGAAGCGAUCCAUCAGCAGUGCUUCGCGAUCUCAUACCGACAGCGAUGAACGGGACGAGCUGGAAGAAGGUCCGGCUCGAAAGUACAAGAAGCCCGCUGUCAAGAAAGCUGCAGCUGGCAAGGGCAAAGCCAAAGGCAAAGGCGAUAGCUCCAGCGCCGAGGCUGCUAAGCCCAAGAAGAUCAGCAUGGCGCAGCAACAGCGCGACAAACUCGAUCAAUUGCGCAAGGAUCGCCACUUCGGCAGACUCGACGAAGACACGCUCAAGCGCAUUAUGAAGGUCAGCCUCGAGCGCAUGUACCUUAUCCACCGCUUCCGCGCUCCGGGCUAUGACCGUGAGGAGUUCGACGUCAGCGGAUCCACAGGCAACGUCUACAAGGUUGUGCUCGACCGUCAGGUCGACUGCAGCUGCAUGGACUUCAGGCUGCGGCGCCAGGUGUGCAAGCAUAUGCUCUUCGUCUACAUCAAGGUCCUGCGCCUCAAGGGUCAUCUGCCGGUCUACACUCAGGUCCGCCUUUCCGCCGAGGACCUUGAGCGUGUGUUCGAGGAGGCUCUCCUCAAUCCUCUGGAACAGGCAGUGGCCAAGCCCGACCUGCGCAAAGCGUGGGAGACCGCAGUCGGAUACCAGCCCAACGACGAGGAGCAGGCAUCUGGAUCAGGCGUGACCGAAGAAAGCACCGCUCCGGAAGGCAAGCGAAUGCUCCCCGAAGAAGGCGACGUCUGCGGUGUCUGUUACGAAGAUCUCGAGCCCGGCAGCGUCGAAGGCCUCGAAUUCUGCCUGGCUAGCUGCGGCCGUCCGACGCACACAGACUGCCUCGCGACUUGGUUCAAGACUCGGGGCUACGAUCACACCUGCAUCUGGUGCCGAGCCAAAUGGCAAGAGUCUUCUCACAGCCAGCAAAAGGUCGACGACAGGAAGGCCCACGGCUACGGCAUCGGAGUGAGCCGACGAGGCGCUGUGGUCGAUGCCUCGGGCCGACAGCUCAACCUCGCCGCUGUCGCCGGCGUCGACGAUGGCGCAGAUGCCGAAGCUGCUGCCGACCCGGCUGCUGACGCCGGGGUCGAUGCCCAAGCAGACGACGUAUUCGCUCUCGGAGAGACCGAUGGCUGGGAGUAG